This is a messenger RNA of Oldenlandia corymbosa var. corymbosa, 4374 nucleotides long. The record is from the annotation of a GenBank genome assembly. Lineage: Eukaryota; Viridiplantae; Streptophyta; Magnoliopsida; Gentianales; Rubiaceae.
GUUUCUUUCUCCAGAGUAACUAGGGCAAACAGGCGGAGGCGCUCACUGCAGUCGAAAUCCAAGGUGAACGCUGGCAGAUCGAAUCCACCAGCCGCCGUAGGAAUCAAAACCAUUUCCCCAGGUGACAAAUCUUACUGCAAGGUUCCUGAAAAAUGUCGACGUUUGCUAAGCCUGAAAAUGCCUUGAAGCGUGCUGAAGAGCUAAUAACUGUUGGUCAAAAGCAAGAAGCCCUUCAAGCACUUCAUGACCUAAUCACCUCCAGGAGGUAUAGAGCAUGGCAGAAGACACUCGAGAGAAUAAUGUUCAAAUAUGUGGAGCUAUGUGUGGACAUGCGGAGAGGAAGGUUUGCGAAGGAUGGUUUGAUCCAGUACCGUAUUGUCUGCCAGCAAGUCAACAUUAAUUCGUUGGAAGAAGUAAUAAAGCAUUUUAUGCAUUUGGCUACUGAAAGAGCUGAACUUGCCCGGACUCAGGCGCAAGCUUUAGAAGAAGCUCUGGAUGUUGAAGACUUGGAAGCUGAUAAAAGGCCUGAAGAUCUUAUGUUGAGUUAUGUUAGUGGUGAGAAAGGAAAAGACAGAUCUGAUCGUGAGCUUGUGACUCCAUGGUUUAAGUUUUUGUGGGAGACUUACAGAACGGUGUUGGAAAUCUUAAGGAACAACUCAAAGCUGGAGGGACUAUAUGCGGUAUUGUUCUGUUCUCUUUUAUUUUUGAAUGAAGGAAUUAGAAUUUACCAUGAUUUAGCUGCAUUUCAUCAAUUAAUGCACUUAUUAAAGAUCUGUAAAGACAUUUUAUAAUUUUAUUGCAUCCUGUAAAUACUGUUUCACUGGUCCCAUGAGACCUUUGUAAUCGGUGUACAGUGGAAUUUUCCUGAUGUCAUUUCUGGUUUCAUUGUUUUAUGACACAGCCAUUUCAUGCGCAUCUAUUCCUGUAUCAAUUUUACCACCGAAAAAGGAUUUUUGUGGUGUAAACAAGAACUUGCAUUGUCUCUGUACUGGAUUUUGUGAAUUAGAAGGAAAAUUUGAAGCUUUGACUUCAAGCAUCAAUUGGUUUGUUGCAAGGGAAGGAAAACAGUUAUUAAAUCUCAUCUUUUUCCUCCCUUGUUUCCUCGGUGUAUUUUGUUUUUUAGGAUGGGAAAAUGGCAUUUUUACACGUUCUUGACAGCAUCCUUAUUUCCUCACAUUGUGAUUAUCCAAUGUCAUUGUUGUGGUCAUGAUUUACUCAAUAUGGUUAUAUGCUAAAUUCCAAAGUUCCGAUUUUUAUGUGUUUUAUGUGGAAAGACACGUUCUGACUUGUGCACAAGGAUGAGGAAUCCCUGCAGGGUGCAAUUGUGUUAUUGUUCUGUGGAUCUGUUCUUUUUUUUAUAUCAUAAUUUACCUGUCACUUCUUGGUAUGCUUUAUGCUCGAUAUGCAAGAAUGUUCCUCACAUCCCCCCACUGAAUAUCUGUAGAUGACUGCUCACCGCGCCUUUCAAUUUUGUAAACAAUACAAAAGAACCACUGAGUUUAGAAGAUUGUGUGAAAUAAUCCGGAACCAUCUGGCAAAUCUCAACAAGUACAGAGAUCAAAGGGACCGGCCUGAUCUGUCUGCCCCAGAAAGCCUGCAGCUAUAUCUUGAUACCCGAUUUGAACAAUUGAAAGUUGCUACGGAGCUAGAACUUUGGCAGGAAGCCUUUCGUUCUAUUGAAGAUAUUCAUGGAUUGAUGUUUAUGGUGAAGAAAACUCCAAAAGCAUCAUUGAUGGUGGUUUAUUAUGCUAAGCUAACGGAAAUAUUUUGGAUAUCAUCCAGUCACCUUUAUCAUGCUUCUGCAUGGCUCAAGCUUUUUACCCUUCAGAAAAGUUUUAAUAAGAACUUGAGCCAGAAGGAUUUGCAGUUAAUUGCAUCAUCUGUUGUAUUAGCCGCACUUUCAGUUCCUCCUUAUGAUCAUUCACAUGGUGUAUCUCAUUUGGAGCUUGAGCAUGAGAAAGAAAGGAAUCUAAAAAUUGCCAGUCUUAUUGGAUUUGAUGUAGAACCCAGAUCUGAAGGCAAAGAAGUGCUCUCUCGCGCUGGUCUCCUCGCUGAACUGGUAUCAAAAGGAGUGAUGUCAUGUGUCACGCAGGAAGUAAAAGAUCUUUACCAUCUUCUAGAACACGAAUUCAUUCCUUUGGAUGUGGCAACAAAAGUACAGCCACUGUUGGCUAAAAUCUCAAAGCUUGGGGGCAAACUUUCUUCAGCAUCUUCUGUUCCAGAAAUCCAGUUGUCCCAAUAUGUUCCAGCGCUUGAAAAGCUUGCCACUUUGAGGUUGCUGCAACAGGUAUCACAAGUUUAUCAGACGAUGAAGGUUGAUAACUUAUCCAAGAUGAUAUCUUUCUUUGACUUUGCUGUUGUUGAGAAAAUAUCAGUUGAUGCUGUCAAACACAAUUUCAUUGCCAUGAAAGUUGAUCACAUGAAGGGUGCUGUUUUCUUCGGUCAACAAAAAUUAGAAUCUGAUGGCCUACGGGAUCACUUGGCCCUAUUUGCUGAAUCUUUAAGCAAUGCCAGAAUCAUGAUCUAUCCUCCUGCGAAGAAAGCUCAAAAGUUAGGGCAAUUGCUUCCUAAUUUGUCAGAGGUUGUUGAAAAAGAACACAGAAGACUUCUUGCUCGUAAGUCUAUAAUUGAGCAGCGCAAAGAAGAACAAGAACGUCAACUCUUGGAGAUGGAGAAGGAGGAAGAAAUAAAGAGGUUGAAACAGCAAAAGAUUACUGAAGAGGCAGAACAAAGGAGGCUCGCUAAUGAGUAUGAGCAAAGGAAGAAUCAGAGGAUCCUCAAGGAAAUAGAAGAGAGGGAGGCUGAAGAGGCAAAAGCUAUCCUCCAGCAACAAACUUCAAAGCUCGGCAAGAAGAAAGGAAAGAAACCAGUGCUAGAAGGAGAUAUCACGAAGCGGUCAGUGAUGGAUUUCGCCUUGAGUGAACAACUCAGGGAGAAACAAGAGAUGGAGAAAAAAUUACAGAGGCUCGCGAAAAAUAUGGAUCAUCUGGAGAGAGCUAGAAGGGAAGAGUCAGCACCCCUUGUUGAGGCUGCCUUUCAACAACGACUAGUUGAAGAAGCUGCCAUUCAUGAACGCGAGCAACAGCAAGAGAUUGAGCUGAGCAGGCAACGUCAUGCAGGAGAUCUUGAGGAGAAGAAGAGACUUGGACGCAUGUUGGACAACAAGAGAAUAUUCCAGGAAAGAGUUGUUGGACACAGGGAAGCUGAAUUCAACCGGCUGAGAAAUGAGAGACAGGAGAGAAUUAAUCAAAUUAUUCAAACACGAAAACAGGAGAGGGAAAUCCAGAGAAAGAUGAUAUAUCAUCUGAGAACCGAGGAGGAGAGACAAAGGAGAUUGCGUGAAGAGGAGGAAGCCAGGAAGCUUGAAGAAGCUGAGAGGAGAAGGAAGGAGGAAGCUGAGCGCAAGGCCAAGUUGGAUGAGAUAGCUGAAAAGCAGAGGCAGAGAGAGCGGGAGCUGGAAGAAAAGGAGAAGAAGUGGAAGGAAGAGGUUUUGGGUAAAUCCCCUGUGGCUCAGAAGUCUUCAGAACCAUCUCCUGUUGUACAGCCAGAGCCGGUGGCCACUCCUGCUGUAGCACCAGCCCCAACGAAGUAUGUGCCUAAAUUUAAGCGACAGCAAGGAGACGGAGCUGCUGCAACGGGCCCAGCACCAGAAAGUGAGAGGUGGGGCUUUGGCAAUAGGCCAGAUGAUCGACCCAGUGACCGGUGGCGUGAUGACCGUAGAGCACCCCAUGGUGGCAGUGAUGACCGUAGACCACCAUAUGGUGGCACUGGUGGCAGUGAUGAGCGCAGAGCGCCUUAUGGUGGCAGUGAUGAGCGCCGACCCUUUGGUGGCAGUGAUGACCGCAGAGCACCUUAUGGCGGCAGUGAUGAGCGCCGACCCUUUGGUAGCAGUGGGGGUGCUGGAAGGUGGUCAUCUUCUCGGGUCAAUCGUGAACGUGAACGCGAACGUCAAUCGUGAAUGCUGCCAUACAUCGGCAUCUAUGGAAUUUUUGUGGCCUUAAUCGAUGUGUUUUUUUUUCUUUUUUGACGAGGCAGUUUCGCUUUGUAUUUUGAGUUAUAUUCAUUUUGGGUCGAAACGCCGGACCUCCUAGUGACAAAAAUUUUAGGAGUACCUCAUGGUGGUAUUCAGAUCUGGAAGGAUUUUGACUGUUUUUGUCUUUUUCUUUUUUUCCUUUGAAAAACCCAAUGACAUUCGUAAUGUUGCAGAAUUGUUAGUUUCUGGGCUGUGAUUCGAUUGAAUUCUUUUGAGCCUUCAACGGAAAUCCCUGGUCUUAAAAAAGCUCCAGCGGCUUCAAUAUCUAGUGGUUGUUACUGCGUCCAUCUCGUUAACAAGGUUAACCAAAAGAUCAAAGCUUUUGAGUAGGAUUAUUUUGU